GAACUACCUGGAAAGUUCAUGAACUUGCUGGUGCUGAUGAACACACAGUAUAAAGGCAAGAGACUCACAGAACCAGAGUCAAAUCUAAAAGCCUUACGACGCCACCAGAGAGACAACUCGACUGAGGAGCAAACCUAAAAGCCACUGAAAAUGUUGAGCCUGCAUGGAUUCCAGCCUUCCCUCAGCUCAUUCAUGGGAAUGGACUGGCCAGUGCGCAGCCUCUGGCCAGAGAUCACAUCUCUUUACAGACACGGAGAGGAGCUGAAGGAGCUGAAGAGCAGCCUGGAGCAGCUGGAGAAACUUCAGCAAAAGAUCUUUGAGGAGAUCCAGCAGAUACCACCCUCGCAGGAGAUCUACCCAGUCGCCUGCACAAUGGAAAGAGGGGGUAGCGGCUUCUCUUUGACACUGGACACUAAAGACUUUUGCCCAGAAGAACUGUCAGUCAGACAGGUGGGCAGGAAGCUGCAUGUCAGCGGAAAGAGCGAGAAGAAGCAUGAGGAUGGGAAGGGCUCGUACUCUUACAGAACCCAAGAGUUCAGACGGGUGUUUGAUCUGCCUCAAGGAGUGAAUCCUGAAGCGGUGACCUGCUCCAUGGCUGGUGGAAAGCUCUACAUACAGGCACCAGUAAAUCAGCCAUCUGAAGCAGCUGAGAGGAUGCUGCCCAUUGACUGUCAAACUGUGAAUACAACGCAGCCAGAGAGAGCCGAGGCACAGCACGACACCAGCGCCACACAGACGACACUCAGCAAUCCGGAAAGCACUGAGUACAGAGUACAACCCUCUGCUGGACAAUCUUAAAUAAAGAUGUUUCGUUUUAUUUUAAAAACUGUGUUUCUA
This is a messenger RNA of Cyprinus carpio (common carp), 837 nucleotides long. Its product is annotated as heat shock protein 30-like. Gene Ontology annotation, biological process: protein refolding; response to heat. The record is from RefSeq and is a predicted model, not a curated record. Gene Ontology annotation, molecular function: protein folding chaperone. NCBI's taxonomy places the organism in Eukaryota, Metazoa, Chordata, Actinopteri, Cypriniformes, Cyprinidae.